CACCCAUGCCAACUCAGAACCAUGUAUAGCAGACAAAACACACUGCUCAAACACAGGCAUGUACUGUUAAGUGCCAUAGUGGUUUAAGAUACGUAAUAUCUUAUGAUACCUCCGUACACCAUGAAUUUGCCCUGCAGGUGGGAGAUUCUCUUUCUUAGCUUGUGGAUUCAAGUGGGCUUUGUGCCUGGGAUGCAUUGCAACAAUGGUCCGUCAAGGGAAGAGGUUUUCCUCUUAAAGGAUGAAGAGGAUCCUAAGUGUUUCACACGGACAGGAGAGGAUUUCACCUGCUUCUUUGAGACUGCAGACAACAGGACAUAUAAUUUGCUCUACGUUCUUGAGAGCCCGCCGAAAGAGGAUACUUCUGCUAUGUCUGUCGAGAGCCCACAAGAGGGAACUUUCCUCCACUUCUACAGGUUUCCUUCUGCAGAUGUUUUCAAUUUUGUGACAACUCACCUCACGGUCUUGGAGCACAAUACCAACACCACACUCUACAGCCGGUCUGUCAGUGUGGAGGACCAAUAUCUCCUGGAUCCCCCCCACAGCGUGUCUUUACUCCAAAAUGACCAAGCAGGGCAGCUGCUGGUUUCAUGGCAGAAAGAGUACCCAAAAUAUUGUGGAGAUAAAUUCUAUAGGAUUCGAUACUCCUCGAAGGGGCUAGGAGCGAAGACAGAUGAGGCAAAAAAGGAUGAACAAACUAGAGACUUACUAGACUCUCUGGUACCAGGGGAGGAGACUGAAGUCCAGGUCACUGUCAGAUGUGCUUUUGCACCAAGUGGAGGACACUGGAGCAGCUGGUCACGCUCUGCGCGAGCCAUGGUUCCUCAAAAUGCAGAUGAUGUUUCGCUGAUGUGUUACACCUCUGACCAGGUGAACAUCACCUGCCAGUGGAAUGCGAGUAGAUAUGGUGUGGAAAAAGAGUUCAAGCUUUUCUACAAGAUCUCAGGUCUCAGUGGAGAUUGGACCGAGUGCCUUACUGAUGGGAAGUUCACUGACCUGUGUCAUUUCCAUGGAGAUGACUCCAGGAAAAUCAGGGUGAAACUCAGCAGCGCUCCUGCUCCACUCAACAGAACCUUCUAUACUCAAGAGUUCACUCUUAACAAGACCAUCAAAACAUCCCCACCAGGUCAUCUGAAAGGAGCACUGGAGAAAAACAAGUUGUGCUUGAAAUGGGAUGCUCCCUUUCCUUCUCUGUCAGCUCACCUGGAGUAUGAAGUUGGCUAUCAGACCAGAAGGGGUGAAGCAUGGAAGAUGGUUCUGCUAAAGGGACCAGAGACUAGCACAUGUCUAGAUGUUUCAACAGGGAGCCAGUACAGCGUUAAGAUCAGAGCUAAACCUAAUGAGUCCGUUUACUCAGGAUACUGGAGUGACUGGUCAGAUGUGCUCACUGGUUACACCCCCACUGACAAAGGCUUGGUGCUCAUGCUGUGUAUCCCUGUUUCAAUAAUGACAAUUGUCAUCAUCGCCAUUUCCACGAACCACAGUAAGCUCAAGCAGUAUGUUUGGCCACCGGUGCCCAACCUUGACAAAGUCCUACAAGGCUUUCUGACAGAGAUCAACAAGCAGAGAUGGGGUCCUCCACUCACAUCAAAGCAGUGUUUUGAAGACCCCACUACAUCUGUGGUGGAGAUAAUGUCUGAAGAUGAGGUUUCAGAAUUGAGGAAGCCAUCAGAGGAGUCCACGCAGCUCCUUUCACCAGAUGGAACCCUCUCCAGUGGAGAACAGGUAGACGGGAGCCCUGGGACCGACGUCUUUCCAGACUAUGUGACUCUAAACAAAGACAGUGACAUUCUUUGCACAAAAGGAAACAAGCAUAUGUAUGAGAAGGUUGUAGAGAAAGGAGUCCCAGAAGUGGGGGAUGAGCUUCUCCAAACAUGUCAGUGUUCAUCCACUGAUGGCUCAGUCUGCUUAAGCUGUACCUUUCUUAACCAUUCCUAUGUGCCUCUGUCUGACAGAUUUGACUGCUGGGUCACUCCUGCAAGGGGACCAGGCAACCUCUAUACCAAUUUGCCCUGUAGCUAAAUGUACAGUACAAGUGUACUUUGUUUUCAUUGGUCCAGAUUUGACAUAUAUUAUGCACUUUCACACUGACAGAACGCACUGUAAAUUAAUCUGCACAUCUAAGUUUCCUGAAUCAGUAGCUCCAGCUGUGGACACGGCUUAUAUAUUACUUUAUGUUUAAUUGUAUGUAGGAUUUCCUCCAUGUCAGCGCUCAAAGUCUACCCUGCUUUGUCUUUGUGACCACUGGAGGAAACAGUAGCUCCCAAGAUACUUUGUGAGAGCACAUGUAAAUACCCUUCUCAGUGGUGUUGGUUCUCAAGAGGUCUGUGUUGUAUAGUACGUCCAGUUACCAAUAUUUUGUGCAUUUCUGAUGACUGUUCUACGCUUAGAGCAACCUGGAUUAAAAAAAAAACAAAAGAUAAGGUUAAAAUUGAGUUGCAGCUUCCUCUAAAAUUUUACAUCAGUUAAUAUGUAUAUUUUAUUGCU
Molecule: messenger RNA, 2484 nt
Organism: Toxotes jaculatrix (banded archerfish)
Lineage: Eukaryota; Metazoa; Chordata; Actinopteri; Toxotidae
Gene: mpl
Product: MPL proto-oncogene, thrombopoietin receptor
Exons: 12
Coding region: 103-2019 (638 amino acids)
Biological process (GO): cytokine-mediated signaling pathway; positive regulation of cell population proliferation; hemopoiesis
Cellular component (GO): external side of plasma membrane
Molecular function (GO): cytokine receptor activity; protein binding
Source: RefSeq, a predicted model, not a curated record